Wasmannia auropunctata (little fire ant) is the source of this 1156-nucleotide messenger RNA. Its product is annotated as phospholipase A2 large subunit-like. Bases 346 to 744 code for a protein of 132 amino acids. The record is from RefSeq and is a predicted model, not a curated record. NCBI's taxonomy places the organism in Eukaryota, Metazoa, Arthropoda, Insecta, Hymenoptera, Formicidae. Gene Ontology annotation, biological process: phospholipid metabolic process; arachidonate secretion. The transcript has 4 exons.
UUCUGGGUGAUUAGACAACGCGAUGUCACGUGUAUUCGUUUGCCUCUUCGUGCUCUUCUUCCUCAGCAUCGCCGUGCAAUUUGGCGAUUGUGAAAACGUUAAACCAGAAUACGAAGAUGAAAAUAUCAAACCUGGUUCCGACAAAGUUGCGCCUGUCAAAGCAGGAAUAAAAGAAAUAGAGUCGCUAUUCGAUAGGCUGAAAAAUAUUACGUUGCCCUUCGAGCUGGGCAAUCUUUUCGGAAAGAACAAAAAAGAUUCGCAAAAAAGUUCGGGAGAAGAUUCGCGAGAAAAUUCGCAAGAAGAAUCUAAAGUAUAAGAGGAUCCCUAACAGAUCUAGAAGUCAAGAUGAGGGCAAUCUUUCCAGGGACAAAGUGGUGCGGUGAUGGAGAUAUUGCAGCGAACGACACCGAUCUCGGUAAAUUCAAGGAAGUAGACGCCUGUUGCAGGGAGCAUGAUAAGUGCACGAUCAAUAUUGAAGCUGGCAAAAUGCUUGGUAAUCUCAUGAACGACGGUCUUUUCACAAAAUCCGCUUGUACUUGCGACUCCAAAUUCCAUUCUUGUCUGAAAGCCACCUCCAGCUUUAUGGAUAAGGUGAUUGCUAAGGAGAUCGGAAUGAUGUACUUCGGUAUGCUGCAACCGCAGUGUUUCCAAUGUAUGUGCCCAGCGGAAGGUUGCAAUCUUAAAGAAAUGGACUGCAUGGACGGUUGCAAGAAGUACGAGUGGGUUGACAAUGAAAAAUUUUGAAGUUACAUUAAGUUGACCACCAUAAUAACUGACAUUGCAAUAUUGUAAAAUAAAAGAAGAUCCUCUAAUUUCAAAGCUUUUGUUUUAAGUAUAAGAUCUUUGAGACCUCUUUAAAAAUGUAAUUUUGAUGUAAAUAUCUUCGCAGUUUCGUAAUUCUUGAUAACAAAUGUAUGUCUUUUUUUGAUCUUUAUUUUUAAUAGAGACAGAAAUAAUGAUUCUUAGAGUCAGACAGAUGAGAAAUUACUAACUAUACUUUUUUUAAAGACUAUACAUUACUAUGCAUAAUGUACUCUAAAACUAUAUAUUUUAAUAUACAUGUUUGUGCAAUUGUAAUGCAUGUAUACGAUGUGCGAAAUAUAAAUAAAACAGAAUUUGCAUGAUAAUUAUAAAUAAAACAGAACUUGCAUGAUAA